AUGUCCAGAAACAUUGUUCUUUAUUCUGCAUUUCUUCUAAUAAUCCCAAUUGGAUUAAUCCAUGCAAAAGUCAUGGCAGUCAUCGGUGAAAGGAUCUAUGAAUGCGAGGACGUCCCAAAAGAUCAACUAAUCAAAGCUGUAGACUUUUCUAACCUAAAAAUUCAUCAAGAAAAUGACACUCACACUUAUAUUAAUGGAAGUAUGACGUUCCUGUAUGGAUUUACUCGACUUCCUGGCCGAAUUUAUAUUGAACAAUAUGUACGUGGCAAAUGGGUUAUUCAGCUUUUUGAUCGAAAGUAUAUGGACAUGUGCUUCACAUUUCAUAAUCCAGCCGAACCUUUCUACAAUCAAACUAAUCAUUUUCCAAGCUGUCCUGUAAAGGCUGGAACUGACUGGAAAUUCGACAUGGUUCAUAUAAAAGGAAGUGAUAGGCUUAAAGAAAAUUUUCCAUCGUAUUGGACUGGAUUGUGGCGUAUGGCAUUCAUUUUGGAGUUUCAAGUUGAUGGAGAGUACAAGAAAAAUUGUAGAAAAGUUCAUGCUGACAUUUACGAAAUUUAA
This is a messenger RNA of Chironomus riparius, 558 nucleotides long. NCBI's taxonomy places the organism in Eukaryota, Metazoa, Arthropoda, Insecta, Diptera, Chironomidae. The record is from the annotation of a GenBank genome assembly.